GAGAGAGAGAGAGAGAGAGAGUGAUGAGAGGUUGGGAGUUGCGAGAUUAUCCGAGACAGACCACUGAUCCAGAGCACAGCUGGUGCGACGGGUGAAGAGGCUGCAGGCACAAACUCCCACAGCAGAGAGUGACAAGGUGGACGCCAGAGUGUGGCAGCAUUUUAAGGUGUAGAGCAAGGAAGAGUUCAACCAGUGCGUGGACGGAAACUUCAGCUGCUUUGCUUUUUAAACAAAAGUCUUUUUGGAAAAGAAGUGGACGCGAUAUUGUGAGAAUGUGCAUCUAGACUUUGUUAUUGAGCGUAGCUAGUUUCAGGAGUUCUGACCAUGAGGAUAAAGAUCUGUGAUGUUCUUCAUUCUCAUCUGUGAUUCUUCUCUGUGUACGAAUGUUUGAAAAUGAAGACUCUGCUUGACCAUGAUGGAGAUGAUUUCAAAGUGGGGAACCACGCUCAUCCUUCCAGUGUGACGAUCCUGCAGCGGUGUGAGAAUCAUGUUGUCCACUGAGAGCAUGGAGCCAGAGAGAGCUCACACCCAGAGCAGCUACUUCACCAAAGUUGAUGUGCCGGAUCAUGCCCACUACAUCGUCGCCGGCUUCGUCUUCGUCAUCGGAGCGCUGGGAAUCACCGGCAAUGCGUUGGUCAUGUUUGCAUUCUACAGCAACAAGAAGCUUCGAAACCUGCCGAAUUACUUCAUCAUGAACCUGGCGGUCAGUGACUUCCUGAUGGCCUUCACACAGUCCCCCAUCUUCUUCAUCAACUGCCUCUUCAAAGAGUGGGUGUUUGGAGAGAUGGGCUGCAAGAUGUACGCUUUCUGCGGAGCGCUGUUUGGCAUCACCUCCAUGAUAAAUCUCCUGGCCAUCUCCAUCGACCGCUAUGUGGUGAUCACCAAGCCGCUGAAAGCCAUUAAGUGGAACUCAAAACGAAGAACUAUCAUCGCCAUCGUCAUGGUCUGGCUGUACUCCUUAGCGUGGAGUCUGGCUCCGCUCGUUGGUUGGAGCUCGUACAUCCCUGAGGGUUUGAUGACGUCAUGCACAUGGGACUACGUCACCUACACGCUGGCCAACAGGAGCUACACCAUGAUGCUGUGCUGCUUCGUCUUCUUCAUCCCGCUGGCCGUCAUCUUAUACUGCUAUCUCUUCAUGUUCUUGGCCAUCAGGAGGACGACCAGGGAGGUGGAACGGCUCGGAACACAGGUGAGGAAAUCCACUCUCAUCAAACAGAAGUCCAUCAGGAGCGAGUGGAAGCUGGCGAAGGUGGCGUUCGUCGUCAUCGUGGUCUACGUUCUCUCCUGGUCACCUUACGCCUGCGUGACCCUCAUCUCCUGGGCUGGGCAUUCCAAUAUCCUGUCGCCAUAUUCCAAAGCCGUCCCUGCCAUCAUCGCAAAAGCCUCCACUAUCUACAAUCCUUUCAUCUAUGCCAUCAUACACAAUAAGUACAGAAUGACCCUGGCAGAGAAGAUCCCAUGUUUGUGGUGUCUUUCCCCUUCGCGUCAGAAGGACUGUGCCUCCUCCUCCAUCAGCGAGUCUUCUUACAGGGAUUCCAUCAUCAGUCGCCAGUCCACCGUGUCAAGAACUCACUUCAUGAGCACUUCGUCCAGAUCGUCCGACACUGUGUUAAAGGACGUAGAGAUGGAGGCGUUGGGACGGAGGUCCUGCGGUUCAUUCCGAAGCAUCUCAUCACGCUCUCACUCCACCAAGAAGAAGUCCUGCAGGAAACCGUCCGAAAGAAAGACCCUUUACACCCCUAAAGCAGACAAGCGCCCAUCUUCCAUGAUCGACUCAUCCAGCACCCAUGAGCAUGAUCUGGUGUCUAGCUCUCUCACCACCGCCACUUUCCCCUUGCUAGUUCUUACCAGGAGGCGGAGCCGUAGUCUGACCAACAACUUGUCCAAAGCUGGCAUCGACGGCGGCGGCUUCACUGACAGCCGGAAUAACAGCAACUCCUAUGACUCUCUGGCACUAAGGGGAACCCCGUGCUCUGAUGCUCAGUCUCCACGCAGCGUUCCACGUAUAAUCGUCAUCAGUCCCACGUCUGAGAGCAGCCUGCUCCAGCAGCAGAGCGUCUGUCGAGGGUUCUCAAUGGAGGAAAUGGAGAACACUGAUUUUUCCGGAAUGAAUUUCUCAUCGGAGGUUUUUCAGGCGGUGGAACUGAUAUCGUGACCCUGACCAAGAGCAUGAUCCCUCAGUAGAUCACACUGUUAUGAUUGAUAGAAUCCAUUAUUGUGAAUAUACUGUAAAAUAGUCCUUUUGUACUUUUAUUUAUUUUUAUUUUCAACUUUAUUCCAGCAACUGAUAGAGAGAACAAACCGACACAAAUGAUGUGUGUUGCUAUUGGUGGUUAAUAGGAGAAAAAAAUGAAUCACUGUUCAUGCAUGUGGUUGAUGUCACAGCCCAACUUUCCCUCUGCUCUGUGUCUUUAGAAUGAAAUCAGUGGAGAGGUGCAGCGACACCCUCUUUCACAAUGAGGUCUGACAUCAUCCCGAUUCGAGGCUAAAUAAUGGAAUUCUACAUCUACAUCUACAUUUAAUGACCAUGGUGAAUCUUAUGAGGCAAUUUUCAGGUGGAGUGUCUUCUACUUCACUUUGAAAUAUUUCCUGCCGUCAUUCUUAAAAGCUUUUGUCUCACUGUUGCGUGCUUGAGAAUCGUGAUCUAUUAGCUUGCUGCACCUUUUAGAAUCUUCUUGGGUCCAAACUGAAGGUUAUAUCAGUCUGCUGUGGAAUUCACAUUCAUCAAACUCAAGGCCUGGGGGCCAGAUCCGACCCGCUAAUUUUUCUUAUACGGCCUGAAUGAACUUUCAAUUGAUAUUGUUGGUGUGAACUUUUGGUGUUAAAAGUUCAGUUCAACUGUGACCUUUGAAGAUUGCAGUGUUCCAAGUCUUGGCCUUUGGCAGGAUGUUCUCAAUCACACAAGAAUGAAACGAGAAUGAAGUAGAGGCUGGUCAGGAACCACAUCGAAUAUUUGGGGCCAUUUACAAGGAGACAAAGACGAUAGACUCCACAGUUCAGUACACAUGACGACUUUUGAAAAUGAGGAAUGUUGCCUACACGCCAACUGCCCUUGCUGUGUCUGCGCUGCUCUUUGGUGGUGCAAGUGCAAUGCGUAGCUUUCACAAGGUGAUCAUUUUCUUGCAGCCAGUCGUUUUCAUUGGCACCAUGUAAAUACAGCCAUUGUUUUUGUGCUCUGACUUGGAUCUUAUGUCUCUGUAAAGGAUUAUCAUUAAAAGAUAAUUUAUUUUUAUUUUUAUUUUUAUUUUUAUUUUUAUUUUUAUUUUUAUUUUUAUUUUUAUUUUUAUUUUUAUUUUUAUUUUUAGCAUACUAAUCUGUCUAAGUCUAUCUUUUACGGAAUUCCCUUUCAUGUGUGUCAAUUUUCCGACGUUUCGGGAUAAUGUAUUGUCUAUAUAUCCAUAGAAAACAGCCUAUUGGAUGACAAAUGUAUAUCACUAUCAGUAGGAAUUUAACAUUGAGCCGCCUGUAAGCAUUUCAAACUCCCAUAGGCUCCCAAAAACGUAGUGACUUCCAGACUAGCCUCCGGGGCCUUGAGUUAGACGCACGUGAUCAGGAAGGAAAAAAUAUUAAGCAAUACGACCUUCUGGAUGGAGCAACCUUUCGUGAAUACCAUAAUAUGUAGGAAUGAGAAUGACAAACAAAGUUUUGUGGUAAAAAUACGGCUUCUCGUGCACAACCAGCCUCAUCACACAGUCCCAAGGCAAUUGUUGUACCUGGCUUUAUUUCUCUUAUUUGGCUUCAAGUGUUGAACUAACUUUUAAAAGAAUUGCUUUUGCCAUCUUCACAUUAACAAGUCAAAGAAAACACUUAAAUAAAAACAAAUAUUGUGUCCAUUUUCUGAGAUUAAUACAAUACAUCUUCUUCAGUGUUUAGUUCCCAGGUGUGUCAUUCAUGUAUGAUAUCUAAAUUAUGUUUUUUACUUUGUUUUUGUCUGUUUAUUCUAUUGUAAACAUGUAACCAAAGAUUUGUUGUUCAUGUGGUGACUUAUGUUGUUGAGUCCCUCAGAGUCAGAUAACUCACUUGGAGCAGGUCAAACUGACCAGCAGAUUUUUAGAACUUCAUCCGAGCAACUAUUGUUGAUGCUGAGUUUUAACUGUGAUCCCACUCGGGGUCUAUUUUCGUUAAUCGGACGAGAGCACUUUCAUCCAGAUGAUUCGACAGCAGGGACUCUGGACCUCUAACCUCUGGUCUAAGUACUCCGAUGAGAGUCAACUCUGUCGUUCAUGCCGUGAUUGUGCAACACUCAGGAUUAAACCCAAUGACAAACAUCUUUAGACAUUUAAUGCCGACGACAAUGAUGUCACAAAAAAACGGAUGUGGUGAAAGUCUCCCUUUUAGAAGGGUCUUCAUGUGACUUUGUCCAUCGUAUCAUGUACCUCACGAAGAAAGAAAAUCAUGCUUGUUCUGAUUUCAUUGUUUCAUUGUUGUUUAGAUCUUACAUUUUACAGCAUUCUGUAUAAUAAAUAUUUAUGCAACAACAUGAACUUGAUAUGGUUGGACUUCAUUGCCCAUAUUUGAGUUCAUUUCGUUCGUUCUUUGUGACAGAGUGAAAACAAUAGCUAAAUGGAAAAAACAAAAUAGACAAGAUAAGGUCCAACUUUGGAUAAAUGACCCUGUCACAAAAUGAAGAGGUCAAUAGGGAACGUAUCUUCAUAUUUACCUUAGGUGUUCCACAAGGAUCUAUUUUGGGCCCCAUCUUAUUGUGCAUAUGUGCUACCUGCUGCUCUUCUAGCAUGUCUUGAUGAUGUCACCAGCCACCAAAGACUAAUGUCUCUUCGGAACUGGUCCAAAGAGAGAUUAGUCUGACCCUCACCAAACUCUUCUAGCUUCCCCGAUAGCCUCAGUUCCUUCUAAAAAUACGUAACUCCUAUAGACCGAAACAAUAUUUCAUACAAUACUUCUCUUAUCUGGGAUAACUACACAACCUUUUGUAGGUUGGGCUCAGAAAUGAAUAAAUAAAGAUUAAAAUGUUGAACCUGCUAUGCUAAUAAAUGAGAUUAAA
Molecule: messenger RNA, 5002 nt
Organism: Synchiropus splendidus (mandarinfish)
Lineage: Eukaryota; Metazoa; Chordata; Actinopteri; Syngnathiformes; Callionymidae
Gene: opn4xb
Product: opsin 4xb
Exons: 9
Coding region: 488-2155 (555 amino acids)
Biological process (GO): visual perception; G protein-coupled receptor signaling pathway
Cellular component (GO): membrane
Molecular function (GO): G protein-coupled receptor activity
Source: RefSeq, a predicted model, not a curated record